Nelumbo nucifera (sacred lotus) is the source of this 4008-nucleotide messenger RNA. Lineage: Eukaryota; Viridiplantae; Streptophyta; Magnoliopsida; Proteales; Nelumbonaceae. The record is from RefSeq and is a predicted model, not a curated record.
CUUCUCAGUGUCGGAUCUAGGGGGUUAUAUGGAUUUCUAUAACCGAAACAGGCAAAACGUUCCAAUGGUGCUUGACUGGGCUAUAGAAAACUAUACGUGUGAAAAUGUUUCAAGAAGCGAUCCAUCUUAUGCUUGCCGCAGCAACAGCCAAUGCUUUAACUCUCCCAACGGUCGUGGAUAUCUCUGCAAUUGUUCUCUGGGUUAUGAAGGUAAUCCUUACCUCGAUGACGGAUGCCAAGAUGUAGAUGAAUGCGCUGAUCCAGCUACAAAUGACUGCAGCAAGCUUCCUAUAGCGAUUUGCAAUAAUACCCCUGGAAAUUACAGGUGCUCCUGCCCACCUGGUAUGGUGGGAGACGGAAGAGAAAGUGGAAGCGGUUGCACCGCCCGCCAAAAGAGGCAAUUUGUGGUGCUGAUACAAGUCACCUUAGGUGUUGGCUUAGGCAUCUUGUUUCUAGUCGUUGUAAGCUUAUGGCUACAUUUGGUAUUCCAAAAGAGAAAGAUAAAAAAACUAAAAGAGAAAUUUUUUCAACAAAAUGGAGGUUUCUUGUUGAAGCAAAAGCUCUCUUCAUGUGAUAAAACUGUAGAAGCUGCAAAAAUAUUUACAACAGAAGAGCUCAAAGAGGCAACCAACAACUAUGAUGAGACACGAAUCCUUGGACGUGGUGGCUCUGGUAUAGUAUAUAAAGGAAUUUUAGCUAACAAUAAAGUAGUUGCCAUUAAGAAGUCCAAAAUUGCUGAUGGAGGCCAAGUUGAGCAAUUCAUUAAUGAGGUAGUUAUUCUCUCUCAAAUUAACCACAAAAAUGUGGUGAAGCUCUUGGGUUGUUGCUUAGAGACUGAAGUUCCUUUGUUGGUCUAUGAAUUCGUCACUAAUGGAACCUUAUUCCAUCAUAUACAUGAUGAAGGAUUUAAAUCUUCAAUUUCAUGGGAGGAUAGAUUAAGGAUAGCUACAGAUACCGCUCUAGCACUUGCCUAUUUGCACUCUGCAGCCUCUCCUCCAAUCAUUCACAGAGAUAUUAAAUCUGCAAAUAUACUGCUGGAUGAUUAUUAUACACCAAAAGUGUCGGAUUUUGGAGGUUCAAGGUUGGUUCCACUAGAUCAAAAUCAAUUGACCACAUUAGUGCAAGGAACCUUGGGGUACUUGGAUCCAGAAUAUUUUUUCACAAGUCACUUAACAGAGAAGAGUGAUGUUUAUAGCUUUGGUAUAGUUCUUGUGGAACUAUUAACCGGAAGAAAUGCAAUUGAAUUUGAUAGACCCGAAAAAGAGAGAAACUUGGCACUUCAUUUUGUUAGUUCAAUGAAAGAUGGCACUGUUUUGGAUAUUUUGGAGGAUAGAGUGCGGCAUGAGAUUAACGGGGAUCAACUCCAAGAAGUGGUUAAGCUUGCGAAAAGCUGCCUAAGUGUGAAAGGGGAGGAAAGACCGACAAUGAGAGAAGUGGCAAUAGAACUAGAGGGGUUAAGGAGGUCUGACAAGCAUCCAUGGGUGGAACGCGACCAUGAAGAAGUAGAGUAUUUGCUGAAUGCGCCUUUAAAUUCUUAUACUUGCAAUUACAGCACAGACUAUCAUAGUCUGGGAGUUAUAUCACCCUUGGACAGUGGACGAGUCUAUCAAGCCUGCUCUAUUAAUGAGAUACCCAUAUCGACCAGACGUUCUAAGACACCAAACCAACGCUAUCAUCACUCAUCAGGAACGAUGAUGGCUUUGGUUAUGCUGAUGAUUCAACUCAUUUUGUUGCGGCCAGCAAUGGCGUCAGUGGCAAAGCCUGGAUGCCAAGAGAAAUGCGGAAACAUCACCGUUCCCUACCCCUUCGGCUUGGACUACCCAGACUGUUACAGAGAAGGAUACGACCUAACCUGCAAUCAUACUUUCAACCCUCCCAAGCUAUUCAUAUCAACUAGUAACCUGGAAAUUUUAGAAAUCUCGCCAUCACUUACCCAAUUGCGAAUCUAUGGCUUCAUGGGACACGAUUGCUACAAUCGUUCAGGAAGUAAAACUGAGUCAUGGUACUACUGGGUAAAUAUUGAUAAUUUGCCCUAUACGUUCUCUGACACUCACAAUAGAUUCACUACAAUUGGGUGCGACACUUGGUCCCAAAUAACAGGCUCUGAAGGCCGGAAUUUCACGAGCGGGUGUUACAUGGCUUGCAGCGACAAAGAAAGUGUGAUCAAUGGGUCUUGCACAGGUAUCGGUUGUUGUCAGACCUCCAUACCAAAGGGGUUCAAGAAAUUCAAUGUGAAUGUUUGGAGCUAUGAGAACCACACCAGUGUCUGGAAUUUCAAUCCCUGCAGCUAUGCUUUCUUGGUGGACUAUGACUGGUACAGAUUCUCAGUAGAUGAUCUCUCGCAUUUCUACGAAAGAUAUGGAGAUAGACUCCCACUCGUCCUGGACUGGGCAAUAGAGAACGAGACCUGCGAAACUGUUUCAAGAAUAUACCCUUCUUAUGCUUGCGGCAAGAACAGCGAUUGCUAUAAUUCUCCCAACGGUCUCGGAUAUCUUUGCAACUGCUCUCAAGGUUACCAGGGCAACCCUUAUCUCGAGGAUGGAUGCCAAGACAUAAACGAAUGCGAAGAUCAAAAUAAAAAUGACUGCCAGGGGAUUUGCCAUAACACGCCUGGGGGUUACUAUUGUUCCUGCCCUCCUGGUACCGAACGCGAUGGAACAAAGAACGGAUCUCUUUGCAUUGCUUCACCAACAAAAUUUCCGGUGAUACAAACCGCCGUAGGUWUUGGCUUGGGCAUCCUGUUUCUACUUAUUGGUGUCUCUUGGAUAUAUUGGGGRUUCCAAAAAAGAAGRCUUCUUAAACUUCGAGAAAAAUUUUUUCGACAGAAUGGAGGUCUUUUAUUAAAGCAACAACUCUCUUCGCGUGAUGCUUCAAUGGAAACUGCUAAUGUCUUUACUGCAGAAGAACUUGAAAAGGCAACUAACAACUAUGAUACAAUCCGUAUUCUCGGUCGUGGAGGAUAUGGUACAGUAUAUAAAGGAAUUCUACCRGAUAAUAGAUUAGUUGCCAUUAAGAAAUCCAAAAUUGUGGAUGAAACUCAAAUCGAGCAGUUUAUCAAUGAGGUCRUUAUACUCUCCCAAAUUAACCAUAGAAAUGUGGUAAAGCUCUUGGGUUGUUGCCUAGAGACUGAAGUUCCAUUGUUGGUGUACGARUUUGUUACAAAUGGAACUCUGUUCCAUCACAUCCAUGAGGAGGGGARUAAAUCAUCACUUUCAUGGGAAAAGCGUUUAACUAUAGCUGCACAAACUGCAUCAGCGCUUGCCUACUUGCACUCUGCUGCCUCUCCACCAAUUAUUCAUAGAGAUAUUAARUCUACUAAUAUACUCUUGGAUGAUAAUUACAUGGCGAAAGUYUCAGACUUUGGAGCUUCAAGGUUGGUUCCUUUAAACCAAACUCAAUUUACAACAUUAGUACAAGGGACUAUGGGAUACUUAGACCCAGAAUAUUUUCAUACAAGCCAAUUGACAGAGAAGAGUGAURUUUAUAGCUUUGGUGUAGUUCUUGUGGAGCUAUUAACCGGAAGGCAGGCACUAUCNAAUUUGGCUAUCCAUUUUGUUACUCUAAUGAAAGAGGACAAAGUUGAUGAGAUUUUGGAGGAUAGAGUGGUGAAUGAAUGCAGUAGAGAUCAACUUAGGGAAGUAACCAUGCUUGCCAAAAGAUGUUUAAAACUGAACGGGGAGGAAAGACCUACAAUGAAGGAAGUGGCGAUAGAGUUAGAGGGUUUGAGGAGGUCUGAUAAGCAUCCAUGGGUAGAACAUAAUUCUGAAGAGGUAGAGAAUUUGCUUGGUGGAACUUCAGAUUUUCAUAGCUCUAACGCCAUUGGGUUUGACAGCUUAAAGGAUAAUGUCGUAAUACCACUGGAUGGUGGGCGUUGAUUGUUUGGUAUUUCUACAAGGCCCAUCUUCCUUCUUCAAUAUCUCUAAAAAAUUCAUGCUCUUGUUUACGUGUGAUUUUUAUGUAGUUAAAGUAUGUUUCUACUUCCAAUAAAAUGAAGAAUAGUAAAACCUAA